Molecule: messenger RNA, 219 nt
Organism: Lasiodiplodia theobromae
Lineage: Eukaryota; Fungi; Ascomycota; Dothideomycetes; Botryosphaeriales; Botryosphaeriaceae
Product: Phenylalanyl-tRNA beta subunit protein
Exons: 4
Coding region: 1-219 (72 amino acids)
Biological process (GO): phenylalanyl-tRNA aminoacylation
Cellular component (GO): phenylalanine-tRNA ligase complex
Molecular function (GO): phenylalanine-tRNA ligase activity
Source: RefSeq, a predicted model, not a curated record
AUGCCUACCAUAUCCGUGGAUAAGGCUGAGCUCUUCAAGGCUCUCGGCAAGGAGUACACCACCGAGGAGUUUGAUGAGCUGUGCUUCGAGUUCGGCAUUGAGCUCGAUGAGGACACCACCAAUUCGAAGCGCCCCAUCGUCGAUGGCGUCGAGGAGCCGCCGCAGCUGAAGAUCGAGAUUCCCGCGAACAGGCAUGCGCUGCCCCAUUUCGACACAUGA